Molecule: messenger RNA, 153 nt
Organism: Phycomyces blakesleeanus NRRL 1555(-)
Lineage: Eukaryota; Fungi; Mucoromycota; Mucoromycetes; Mucorales; Phycomycetaceae
Exons: 1
Molecular function (GO): protein binding
Source: RefSeq, a predicted model, not a curated record
AAAGUCGUUUAUCCAUUUAACGGAGAAAACGAUGAUGAACUAACGUUACGUACGGGAGAUAUCAUACGAGUACUUAACGCAGUAGACGAUGGGUGGUGGUUAGGGGAAAUCGACCAGCGACGCGGAAUAUUCCCUGUCAAUUAUACAGAACCC